CACUGGAUCCCCGGAGCUGCAGGAGCGACUGGGGGCAGUUCCAUGAAUCCGCCAGACACAGGGGCUCAGGCUGCGACGCCGGAGACUGGGACCGAAGGGCUGGACAUGGGAAGCCAGGCAGCCGGCUGAGCACCUGACCUUGAGCCCCAGAGCCUGCAGGCAAGUCCGAGAGCUAAGCACACUCAGACGUCCAGCUCCACAGACAGACACUCGUAGGGAGGAGCCACAAGGAUGGCGCACCUGCUGGGCAGCCCGGCCUGCAUGGACAGCCUGCGCAAGGACCUCACCGACCUGCAGGGUGCCAUCGUUGACGUGUUCUCUCGCGCCGGGCCCGUGCGCUUCCCCUCCUGGAAGUUCCCCGACCGUGUGGCCUGUGACCUGGACAUGGUGGCCCUGCUGGAACACUACGACCACGUGCCAGGCGACCCCGAGUUCACGCAGCUGGCCCAUGCUGUGCUGCUGGAGCUGGUCAUCGACAGGCUCCUGCUGCUGCUUCAGAGCUGCGCGAGCUACCUGGAGACCCUAACCUUGGAGCAGAUAGUGCCCCCAGCCCGGGCUACAGGGCCCUGCAUGUCCGUGGGGCUCACGGUACGACGCUUCUGGAACAGUCUGCUGAGGCUGGGCAUGCUCAGCCAGCAGGCAGCCCUCCAGAAAAGGGCAAACCAAGGAGAGACCCUCACCUCCGAGCCCACAGCCAAGGGCGAGCCAGCUGGGAGCCCGGAACUGGUAACCGCCCAGCUCAUCAAGCCGCCCUCCCCAGUGUCAGGUCUGUCCCAGGCCCGCCCAGAGCGGGACGGCCUCGCCAUCAGCGUCUCGCUGCAGUGUUCAGGCAGGACGGCUGUGAGCACGAGAAGCGUCCACGCCCAGACUGUGGAGACGGCCCUGGUGCCCUGUGACGCGUGCACCAGCGUCCAGGGCAGCCUGCGGGAGGUGGGCAAGGUGCUCAUCAACCUGUGUCAGAGCCAGAACCUGCCCUCGUCACUGGGCCGCUUCCAGCAGCUGGUGCGGGACAGCAUGGGGCACAGGCCGCUGCCGGCCGCCACUGUGGGCCUCUGGGCGGCUGAGCAGAGCAAAGACCUGGCACGCCUCGGCAAGCUUGUAGGGCCCCUGAGGGCCCAGCUGGAGGAGGCCGAGGGCCAGAAGGACGGGCUGAGGAUGCAGGUGGGCGAGCUGGAGCAGGCCCUGCUGCAGGAGCAGGGGGCGCGGCAGCAGCAGGCCAAGGAGGCCGAGCAGCGCCGGGCCCAGUGGGAUCGCGAGAGGCAGCAGCUGCUUGCAGAAACAAGUGACCUCAAGACGAAGGUCGCCAGCCUGGAGAGGGAGCUGAAGCAGCAGCGCGAGUCCACACAGGCCGUGGAGAGCAAGGCCCAGCAGCUGCAGGCAGAGGCUGAGCACCGGUUGGAGGCCGAGCGGCAGGUGCGGCAGCUGGAGCAGCAGGUGGAACUGCUGGCAGGGCGGUUGGAUGGGGCCAGCCAGCAGAUCCGCUGGGCCAGCACGGAGCUGGACAAGGAGAAGGCCCGCGUGGACAGCAUGGUCCGCCACCAGGAGUCCCUGCAGGCCAAACAGCGGGCCCUGCUGCAGCAGCUGGACAGCCUGGACCAGGAGCGUGAGGAGCUGCGGGGCAGCCUGGACGAGGCCGAGGCCCAGCGGGCCCACGUGGAGGAGCAGCUGCAGUGCGUGCAGGGCGAGAGGGAGCAGGGGCAGUGCCAGCUCCGGGCCCAGCAGGAGCUGCUGCAGAGCCUGCUGCAGGAGAAGCGAGGCCUGGAGCAGGCGACCACGGACCUGCGGCUGACCAUCUCGGAGCUGGAGCGGGAGCUCGCGGAGCUGAGGGAGCGGGAGAGGCUGCUGGUGGCCUUCCCGGACCUGCACCGGCCCGCGGAGGCCCAGAUCCAAAGCUCUGGCGACGUCACGGACGACAUGGAGAGGCAGGUGCAGGCCAACGACAUCCGCAUCCGGGUCCUGCAGGAGGAGAAUGGGCGGCUGCGGUCCAUGCUGUCCAAGAUCCGGGAGGUGGCCCAGCAGGGGGGCCUCAAGCUGAUCCCCGAGGACCAGCUCUGGGCCCCUCCAGGCAAGGGAAUUCAGGGAGCGGAUCCCCCAGCCCAGGCCCCAAGAACGUCCCCGGGGGCCCCGGGCAGGCGGCACCCACCAGGCAGCAGGACAGCCAGCGCGGGCAGGACCCUGCCAGGCCAGCCCCGGGCAUCCCCGCCUCUGCGGCCCCACAGCCGGCCCGGCAAGUCCUCCCUGGAGGAUGUGACCUACCCGACCAACUGCGCCCAGAACCCCAUUCGGGCCUUGGCCAGGCUGAGGAGGAGGCUGUCACUAGGCAGGGGCCAGGCCAGCCCGGCGCACCAGCCCCAGGAGCGGCCCACGUAACCUGCAGGUUGGGGGGCGGGCCACAGGGCAGGCAGCUGGCAGCCCACCAGGUGUAAUAAAGCCCAGGCCAUCUUAGCAACCUUGGCCUUACUGCCCUGGCUCCGCGGGGAAGAGUCCUUCCUCCCCGGUCCUGAGAGUCACUGGCUGGCAGAGGCCUGGCACACCGCAUGCCCUCAGUGGACGGGAACCUCCCGCCUCCCUCCUGAAGGGGAAGCAGGGGACGAGGACGUGCUGAGGGCAGAAGGAAGCUUCUAGCACCUGGGCCACCUGAAAGGCAGUCUUUUGACCCCUCGCCCAGAGCAAAGGCUAAAGGAUAAUGCAGACGCACUGACCCCCGCCAACAAAGAGCAGGGGCAGAGUCAGGGGUGUGCAGGCGAAGGGGGGAUGGCCUGGUGGGGGCCUGGAGGCAAGGAAGGGGUCAGAGGCAGGCAGGGGCCAGCCAGCUGCACACCCGGGCAUGGGGACACUAAGGACCCAAGAGUCAGCCUUCCUGUGACUGAGGAAUGCCUCACUGUCAGGAAACACGAGCGACAAAGGCUUUCUCCAAAUCCAGGAGGUUGGAUCCCCACAAGGCCACUGGAGGCAGGGCAAGGCUUUACCUAGCCAGAGCGGGGACACCCCCGCCAGCCUGGCUGUCCCAGGCCUAUCCCGGGGCCCCGGCACCGAAGCCUCCAGCCUCGCCAGCCCUCCGUAGUCCGGCUUUCCUCACGAAGCCUCUGGCCUGCCCUGAGCCCCCUUACCUGUGAAGGGCAGGCGUUCAGACCGCGCUGAGGACUUCUGGGGGUGGGGGAGGCUCUUGGCUUUCUGGGACAGUUUUCCCUGGUCAGGAGGCCAACGAAUAGAGCACCUCAGUUUACAGAGAAGGGUCAAGGGGGGGCAUGUGUGGUCAGGGUGUGGCUGGGGGGAGCCCAAGUCCUGCUUCUGUGGAGCCCGGGGGGCUCCCUGAUCUAGGCCCUUCACAGGGCGGCUCCCUGAGCCAGGGGCCCGAGAGCCGGGGGCGAACCCAUCAGCCCGGCUCCGCUCUGUGUCCAUUCAGCAGUUCACAGGUCCGCAGGUCAGACGUCUGGGCCCCGUGUGGCUGGGUUCUCUGCUCAGGGCCUGGGAACCAGGCCGAAAUGAAAGCAUCUGCCAGGCUGCAUUCCUUGUGCAAGGGACUGGGGCAGGUUCCAGGCUCCUUCUGACUGCUGGCCGCGUUCCAGCUCCUGCAGCUGCAGAACGGAGGUCCAUUCCUCGCUGGCUGCCAUCAGGGCCACUCUUGGCUCUGAGAGGCUGUCCAACUUCUCGCCACGUGGCUUCUCCAUCUUCGAGUCAGCAACAGAGGAUAUCUCAGGGCUCCGAUCCCCUCUACGCUUCAAAUUCCUGGCUUCCUCUUCCUCUACCAGCUGGAGGAAACGCUCUGCUUUUAAUGGGCUCACCUGGUCAGGCCAGGCCUCCCUGGACACCUUCCCACACAUUAAGGUCAACCGUGCCACACAACACAACCUAAUCACAGGAGCAGACUCCACUGAUGUGUCAGUUCCAGGAUCACACAAGGUGUGUUCACGGGGGCCGGGGGCACCCCAGGGGCUGUUUUAACUUUUGGCUGCGCUGGGUCUUCCUUGCUGCGUGUGGGCUUUCUAUAGUUGUGGCGAGUAAGGGCUACUCU
This is a messenger RNA of Odocoileus virginianus texanus, 4015 nucleotides long. It is a transcript of the gene CCDC157, whose product is annotated as coiled-coil domain containing 157. Lineage: Eukaryota; Metazoa; Chordata; Mammalia; Artiodactyla; Cervidae. The record is from RefSeq and is a predicted model, not a curated record.